GGCUUGCGUGUCAGUCGCCUUUGGAGGAGCCGCCGCUGAGGAAGGCCGGAGGGAAAGAGCGAUCUUGUUGUGUCCUGCAGAGAAAGACUGCUGUGCGAAGGCUGUUCAGCGAAGAGGUGCCGGAAGCAGCCUUUCUGAUUCCGUUCUCAACCAUCCCCGUGUUUCUUUGACAGAGCCCCUGGGGAAUGCAAGCACCAAGUGCCGAUGAAGCUGCCCACAAAGAGCGGGUGCAGGAGGCCAUCCGGAAGGGUCUCUUGGCUGCCGACCUGAAGUGCAGCUUCUUUGUCUCCGCUCUGCAGAGCUACAAGCGGGAUUCGGUCCUCCGGCCCUUCCCGGGACUUUAUGCCACUGAGGAGAACAAGGAUUUUGAGGCAUUGCUUGCAGACACAAAUGCGCUUGGCAGCCUGGAGGAACUCCUUGCCUCGGGCCAAGACGUGGACCAAAGGGCCUGGGAGCUGCUGGCCUGGGUUUUAUCUUCCAAGGUCUUGUGCAUACAGAGUAGCAGCAAGCAAGAGUAUAAGAAGAUAGAAGAGCUCACGGGAGCGCCCAGCGUCCCAGUGCCUGCGCCCGACUUCCUCUUUGAAGUCACCUAUUGCAACCAAAUGAACGCCAAGUUCGAGGAGACCAGGGCGGGGAGAGGCCUCAUCUAUGCCUUCCACGGGAGCCACCUGGAGAACUUCCACUCCAUCGUGCACAACGGGCUGCAUUGCCACUUAAACCGGACCUCCCUGUUCGGGGAAGGCACUUACCUGACCAGCGACCUGAGCCUCGCCCUUCUCUAUAGCCCCCACGGUCUCGGUUGGCAGCGAAGCGUAAUGGGCCCGAUUCUUAGCUGCGUUGCUGUUUGUGAAAUCAUCGACCAUCCAGAUGUGAAGUGCCAAGCCAAGAAGAAAGACUCGAAGGAAAUCGACAAGAAGCGAGCCAGGGUGAAGAACAGCGAAGGGGGCGACGUUCCUCAGAAAUACUUCGUUGUUACCAACAACCAGCUGAUUCGCGUGAAAUACUUGCUUGUCUACUCACAGAAGCAGCACCGGAGCUCUGCUGGUCAGUCCUGGCUCUCCAAGCAUCGCUUUGCUGUGAUAAUGAUCCUCUACUUGCUGCUGCUGAUAAUCAUAGGGGCUAGCAACUCUCCGGCUUUCCUCUAUUACCGGAACAGGCUUUUUGACUCGAAGUGGUGAACAGGCAGGCUCAGCUGGCAGUGCAGCCUACCUCACCUGAUGCCUUAACGGGGAGAGCUCCGAUGUCUUCUGGAAACCCAUCAGCCCCCAGACCUCUGGAGACGGCCCCGGGGACGGAUGGGUGGAGUGGUGGAGACGGACUCUUCUCUGGUGCCUUUAUCCUCCCAGUACACCUUACCUUUUUACCGGCUUUUCUUUUCAAGCAUCUGGUUCAGGAGCCUCUCCUCCCCGGCCUUGGUAAGGAGGGCACGGGGCACUGCAGGGACACCCUGGAGGGAAGAUGCUGGGAGAAAACGCGGCAGGCCGGUGGCCAGGGGCGCUUCCGGGGAGACUUGCUGCACCUCGGCCUUUUCUCACGCCCUGCAAAUCGGGGCGAAGUCCUUCGCCUUGUACCUCUCACAGUGCUUUCGUACUCCUUCCGGAUUUGGGCAUGCGGAAGAUAUUUGCCGAAGCACGUUGUUAAAAUGUGCUGUCGAUGCAUACCCGCGCACGAACGGGCAGGUGGCCCCGUGCCCUUUAAAAUCUGCUUUGCAGCAGGUGUCUUUUCUAUGGCCAAGCCGACCUGACUGGAAAGCCAGACAUGCCGCUUGGGCUCCUGGCGUGCCCGGCUUGUCUGUCCGUGAAGUCGGCCGUUCCGCUCCGCAGUUUGCUUGGCUUAUCCAGCCCGCACCCCUUCCUCAAAGGGGGAGACCAAAGAUUGGGAAGAUGCGCGCAGCAGCAAGAUCUGCGCUCGCACGGCAACUGUGCCCAACGCGAGGGGAGGGCAAGUGCGUGGCAUCCGUGUGACUCUUUCGAACUUGCUCCAGCCGUGUGGCCGGGCAUGAAGUGUAAGGCGGCCGCUUACUCCACCCUCUGCCAACUGGUGCUCUCCAGUGGGGCUGGACUGCAGCACCCACCCUCUGGCUGGCUGGGAUGACGGGGGCCCAGUCCAGCCCACUUGGAAGGCACCAGCUUGACGAAGUCCUGUGCAUGCGCUCCCCUUUGCUGCAGGAAGAGGCAGAUCAGCUUGCGUGCCUUCAGAGGGGCAUCUUCUUGCCACUGCCCUGCAGGAGGGGACGGCAGCCUAGAAGCCCGCGAGGUCAGGGCUCAGCUCAGUGGCGAAGGAAGCCACCUGUGUGCAGGGGCACAGGACCCCCAACGUCCUUGUGGCUAACAGAUCGUUGGGGGCAAGGUGCCAAGAACUGGGGAAAGCUACGAAAGAGCUUUAUCUUCCGAGGAAAGCACAAUGUUUGGAGGAUAAGCUUGGAAUGGUGACCUUCCUUCUGUGGCUGGAAGAGAGUAAAUUUUCACCGAUCAGGUUUUUUGCCAGCAUCUCCCUUCUCCAGUCUUCUUGUGCCCCCAACCCAAGAAUCUGCCCCUGCGGACUCCGGGAUACCGUGUGCGGGGCGGUGGGUCUAGGUGAAGGGAGGAAUUGCUGGAAGUACCCCUUUCUGUAAGUGAACAGGAUCUUGGAUCCAAGCCAUGACCCUCUUUUAUAAUGUAUCCUUUAGGAAUGCUGUUUGUCAUAAUUCAUGGCACAUCAUCUAACUGGGAAUCAAGUUGGGGGGAAAUAAAUAAGGAAACAGUCCUCUUAAGUUUUCUCGCAGAGCCUAACGCUGGGGCUAGGUGUCCUUUGUUGUGCUACUUGUCUGGGAAAGAACCAAGCGGAUCCUUGCUGGAAAAGGUGGGUUUCCCUCCCCUCCCCACACCUCAGGCCUUCUGCAGGUGAACUGCUGCAAACUCCAGGUCCCCUUUUCUAAAGUGGGGAUGCCGGUGGCCUACCUCGCAAACUUGUUGUGAAGGCAAUCGCAAUAAUGACUGUCAAGCACUUUGAACAUUAAAGUCGCUAUGUGCGUGGGAA
Molecule: messenger RNA, 3018 nt
Organism: Varanus komodoensis (Komodo dragon)
Lineage: Eukaryota; Metazoa; Chordata; Lepidosauria; Squamata; Varanidae
Gene: PARP16
Product: poly(ADP-ribose) polymerase family member 16
Exons: 7
Coding region: 186-1178 (330 amino acids)
Biological process (GO): endoplasmic reticulum unfolded protein response
Cellular component (GO): nuclear envelope; membrane; endoplasmic reticulum tubular network
Molecular function (GO): kinase binding; NAD+ poly-ADP-ribosyltransferase activity; protein serine/threonine kinase activator activity
Source: RefSeq, a predicted model, not a curated record